CUCGCCAACCCACCAGAUCUGCGUCUGUAUUACGUCGCACCCACCUGCCCCACGCCGGCGGCAUCACCGACACGAAACAGCGGCCAUUUUUAGCUUUGCCAAGAGGAGCUUCUGGCUUAUAGCCCCCACCCCACUCCACUUCUCAGUUUGCACAGCAGAGCAACCGGAGAGAGAGAGAGAGAGAGCAAUGUCGUCCAUCAUCGUGCAGGUGUCCGCCUUCGUCCUUAACCUCAUCGCCUUCGGCCUCGCCGUCGCCGCCGAGCAGCGCCGCAACAAGGCCACGGUGACGCCGGACCUGGCCAAGGAGUACGACUACUACGUCUACGACUCCGACGUCGCCACCGGCUACGGCGUCGGCGCGCUCCUCCUCACCGCCGCGCAGGUCGUCGUCAUGCUCGCCAGUCGAUGCUUCUGUUGCGGACGCGGGCUCAAGCCGGGGGGGGGGGGGGGGGCUCGCGCGCCUGCGCCCUCAUGCUCUUCCUCUUCUCAUGUCAUGCGUUCGGAUUUUCUAAACAGUUCUAAAGUCAGCGCCAAUAAAUGGCUUCACUUCCCUAGUGACCUUAGCUAGCCCAACCUUGAAUAAUUUAGACCUGCCAUAGUCUGACCAUUCUCACCAGUUUGGAACCGGUUUCACUUCUACUAGGAUUGUGAAGCUCGUUGAAGACGAUGGCCACGUGCUGCAGGUGCUCCGCCCACGACGAGCUGUAGAUAAGAAUGUCAUCAAAGAAAACGAGCACAAACCGUCGCAAGUAGGGGCAGAGGACGUCGUUCAUCAAGGCUUGAAAUGUCGUCGGGGCAUUCAAGAGGCCGAAGGGCAUCAACAAGAACUCGAAGUGGCCGUGAUAAGUGCGAAAGGCCGUCUUCGCGACAUCGUCCGGGUGCAUCCGCACCUGGUGGUAGCCCGAAUGGAGGUCGAGCUUGGUGAAGAAGCGAGCCCCGCGUAGCUCGUCCAGGAGUUCAUCAACGACGGGGAUAGGAAAUUUGUCCUUGGACGUCUUGGCGUUGAGAGCACGGUAGUCGAUGCAGAAACGCCACGAGUCGUCGGACUUGCAAACAAGGUGAAGGAAAUAUGCCCUAGAGGCAAUAAUAAAGUUAUUAUUUAUUUCCUUAUAUCAUGAUAAAUGUUUAUUAUUCAUGCUAGAAUUGUAUUAACCGGAAACAUAAUACAUGUGUGAAUACAUAAACAAACAGAGUGUCACUAGUA
This is a messenger RNA of Triticum aestivum (bread wheat), 1204 nucleotides long. RefSeq lists its product as uncharacterized. The record is from RefSeq and is a predicted model, not a curated record. The transcript is spliced from 3 exons. Lineage: Eukaryota; Viridiplantae; Streptophyta; Magnoliopsida; Poales; Poaceae. Bases 188 to 568 code for a protein of 126 amino acids.